UGGAAUUACACUGUUGCUCCUGCUCUACUCAUGUCCUAAUGUGAACAAUAUAUAUAUUUUUUUUUUCGUCGCAUUCAUUUAUUUCCGCUUUUUUACUCCUUUGGUUUUGUUCUCUUACGCGUGUGAGAAAUAUUUCCAAAAGUUUAUUUUUCAAACGGAUUUGAAAAUAAAUUUUUUAAGUAAUGGAUGAUCAGGAGUUUCGUGACUUUGCCAAAGCCAUGGUCGAUUAUAUUGCUGAUUAUAAUGAAAAUUUGAGAGAGAGAAAUGUAUUACCAAAUGUUGAGCCAGGGUAUUUGAGUCAAAUGAUUCCAAAUGAAGCUCCAGGUAAAGCAGAAUCCUGGCAGGAUGUUCUCAAGGAUGUUGAACGUGUCAUUAUGCCUGGUAUUACACAUUGGAAUUCACCGCGAUUUCACGCUUAUUAUCCAACAGCAAAUUCAUAUCCUGGAAUUGUUGGAGAAAUGUUGAGCGCAGGUAUUGGUUGUAUUGGAUUUUCUUGGAUUUCAUCGCCGGCUUGUACGGAACUUGAAGUUGUUACAAUGAAUUGGCUAGGAAAAUUAUUAGGUUUACCUGAGGAAUAUUUAAAUUGUAGCGAAGGCCCGGGGGGCGGUGUUAUUCAGGGAUCUGCGAGUGAAGCUACUUUAGUCGGAUUAUUUGCUGCUAGAGAGAGAACCGUAAGACGUGUUAAAAGUUUGCAUCCAGAGUGGGAUGAGGGAACUAUAAGAUCCAAGUUGGUGGCAUACACAUCCGAUCAGUCGAAUUCUUCGGUAGAAAAGAGUGGUCUUUUGGGUGCAAUGCCAAUGAGGUUGUUAUCAACAGAUGAUAAGUGUAGUUUACGUGGAUCCACUUUAUUGGAUGCUAUCAAGAACGAUAUGAAUGCUGGUCUAAUUCCUUGUUAUGUUGUCGCUACCUUAGGAACAACAGGCACUUGUGCUUUUGAUAAUCUCAAUGAAAUUGGUCCAAUUUGCAAUGAAAAUCAUUUAUGGUUACAUAUUGACGCCGCCUACGCUGGUGCAGCCUUCAUAUGUCCAGAAUAUCGAUAUUUGAUGUCAGGUGUUCAAUAUGCAGAUUCUUUUAAUUUCAAUCCUCACAAAUGGAUGCUGGUUAAUUUUGAUUGUUCAGCCAUGUGGGUGAAAAAUUCAAAUUGUCUAAUUGAUGCCUUUAAUGUAGAUAGAAUUUAUUUGGCUCAUGAUAAACAAGGAUUGGCACCAGAUUAUAGGCAUUGGCAAAUUCCACUUGGUCGACGUUUUCGAGCUUUGAAACUUUGGUUUGUGUUGCGAUUAUAUGGUGUUGAGGGUCUUCAAAAACACAUUCGUCAUACAAUAAAAUUGGCUAAAAUUUUUGAAAAUCUUGUCAAAUCAGAUAGUCGAUUUGAAAUUGUUACGGAGGUAUCAAUGGGUCUCAUUUGCUUUAGAAUGAAGGGUGAUAAUAGUUUGACGAGGCAACUUUUGGAUCGAUUGUCGGCAAGGAAGAAAAUUUAUAUUGUCGCUGCAACUUAUCGGGAAAAAUUAAUAGUGAGAUUUGUAGUCUGCAGUCGAUUUAGUAAAGAGGAAGACAUUCACUUUGCCUGGAAUGAAAUUAUCAGCGAGGCCUCGGAAAUUGUACAACAAAAUUUUAAACCUACUUUGAAGAUUUCAAUUUUAGAUGACGAGCCAAUGACCAAAGAAAAUGGGGACAGUGUAACAAAAUUCGAGGGGCUUAAACUUGAUUCUGAAAAAGAGCCGCCAAAGAUUUCAUAGAAAAAAAAAAAAAAAAAAACAAAAAUUCAAGUAUUAUUUCUUUACAAAGACCUCAGUUGAAUAGAUUAAAAAUUCCGAAAUUGUUACACGAUUAUAGUAAUUAAGUUUAUUCUCGACAUUAUUUAAAAAAAAAGCUAUUUGUGAUAAUGCAAAUUUAAGGACAGCAAAACUUUUAUUAUUUUAAUUAUUUAAUAUAUGUA
This is a messenger RNA of Leptopilina boulardi, 1936 nucleotides long. Its product is annotated as aromatic-L-amino-acid decarboxylase-like. Bases 183 to 1736 code for a protein of 517 amino acids. Gene Ontology annotation, molecular function: pyridoxal phosphate binding; aromatic-L-amino-acid decarboxylase activity. Lineage: Eukaryota; Metazoa; Arthropoda; Insecta; Hymenoptera; Figitidae. The record is from RefSeq and is a predicted model, not a curated record. Gene Ontology annotation, biological process: amino acid metabolic process; catecholamine metabolic process. The transcript has 9 exons.